Messenger RNA from Cadophora gregata, 459 nucleotides. RefSeq lists its product as uncharacterized. The record is from RefSeq and is a predicted model, not a curated record. The transcript has 2 exons. Bases 1 to 459 code for a protein of 152 amino acids. NCBI's taxonomy places the organism in Eukaryota, Fungi, Ascomycota, Leotiomycetes, Helotiales, Ploettnerulaceae.
AUGCCUGGCUUUACCGCCCAGAUACGAUUCUCUGGUCCCGUUCGGGACUCCCUCGUGGGUCUCGUUUUGCUGCUUUGGGAUGUGUUUGGUUGGGCGGGCUUGGUGCCUGUGGCCUUUCUGCUGGUGAGCUGGGGAGUUCAGUUCGGGUUCGGGGUUGCCAUUGCCCCUCUUGUUUGUUUGAUACUGAGCACAGUGACGCAUCUGGCGUCCUUGCUCGUAUCGUGGUUCGAUCCCAGAGAGCCACAUCGCGACCCUCAGGGGAUCUGGAAGUUCUGGAAGGCGAUUGGGACAAUUCUCGGCCUCACUUUUGGUGUUGCUUGCUGCGGCGGCUCAUUUUCAUAUGCCUGGAGCACGCCCAACAAGGGCAAUAUCAUAUCUUUUCUGGUGCACUUGUUCGCCCUUGUGGCAACUGCAGUUUUUGUGUACGGGGAGUGGAACGGGUGGAGGAAGGCGACUUAG